Molecule: messenger RNA, 615 nt
Organism: Biomphalaria glabrata
Lineage: Eukaryota; Metazoa; Mollusca; Gastropoda; Planorbidae
Exons: 1
Coding region: 1-615 (204 amino acids)
Source: RefSeq, a predicted model, not a curated record
AUGCCCCUCCAGCAGAAUGCCAGGUACAAGAUGCCCAUCCAGCAGACUGCCAGGUACAAGAUGCCCCUCCAGCAGAAUGCCAGGUACAAGAUGCCCUUCCAGCAGAAUGCCAGGUACAAGAUGCCCCUCCAGCAGACUGCCAGGUACAAGAUGCCCCUCCAGCAGAAUGCCAGGUACAAGAUGCCCAUCCAGCAGAAUGCCAGGUACAAGAUGCCCCUCCAGCAGACUGCCAGGUACAAGAUGCCCCUCCAGCAGAAUGCCAGGUACAAGAUGCCCCUCCAGCAGAAUGCCAGGUACAAGAUGCCCCUCCAGCAGAAUGCCAGGUACAAGAUGCCCCUCCAGCAGACUGCCAGGUACAAGAUGCCCCUCCAGCAGAAUGCCAGGUACAAGAUGCCCCUCCAGCAGACUGCCAGGUACAAGAUGCCCCUCCAGCAGACUGCCAGGUACAAGAUGCCCCUCCAGCAGAAUGCCAGGUACAAGAUGCCCCUCCAGCAGAAUGCCAGGUACAAGAUGCCCCUCCAGCAGAAUGCCAAGUACAAGAUGCCCCUCCAGCAGAAUGCCAGGUACAAGAUGCCCCUCCAGCAGAAUGCCAGGUACAAGAUGCCCAUCCACUAA